GAGUCUCCCUGACCCUCCCCUUUCAUUUCAGCACCAUGAAGCUCCUCACAGGCCUCGUUUUCUGCUCCCUGGUCCUGGGAGGCGAGGGCUUCUUCUCCUUCCUGAGCGAGGCUUAUGAAGGGGCUAAAGACAUGUGGAGAGCCUACUCCGACAUGAGAGAAGCCAAGUACAUAGGUGCAGAUAAAUACUUCCAUGCCCGGGGCAACUAUGAAGCUGCCCAGAGGGGCCCUGGGGGCGAAUGGGCUGCCAAAGUGAUCAGUGAUGCCAGAGAGCACUCUCAGAGAGUCACAGACCUUUUCAGGCAUGGAGACAGUGGCUAUGGAGCAGAGGACUCAAGGCGGGACCAGGAAGCCAAUGAAUGGGGCCGGAGCGGCAAGGACCCCAAUCACUUCAGACCCGAGGGCCUGCCCGACAAGUACUGACUCCUUCUGUGUGCUCCCAGGACAGGGGCUGUGAUCCCCCUGAGGGCAGGGACACUGAGUCAUUGAGUUCUACAUCCCCAUUUGCUGACUGAGGGCACCUAAUGGGUGUGUAAUAAAUGCUUAGGAGAUGCAAUGUUGAA
This is a messenger RNA of Phyllostomus discolor (pale spear-nosed bat), 562 nucleotides long. RefSeq names its product serum amyloid A protein. The transcript has 3 exons. The record is from RefSeq and is a predicted model, not a curated record. Gene Ontology annotation, cellular component: extracellular region. Bases 36 to 422 code for a protein of 128 amino acids. NCBI's taxonomy places the organism in Eukaryota, Metazoa, Chordata, Mammalia, Chiroptera, Phyllostomidae.